GACUCUGCGUUAUUCGAGGCUCAAUACGGAAAGACGUGCUUUCUAUUGGUAAUGCUCGUUCUAGACACUGUAUCGUCGUUGUAAUAAGCUGCUUUUUUUGUUAACUUAUUUUUGCAUAUGAAAAGACUAACUGUUAAAGAUGCUUCGUACGUCUAUGCAGUCAGGUGCUCGACUGGUGGUCAUAGCAAAGGUGCUGUUUCCUCUGAAAGGAAACACGAAUCUCAUCCAAGUGAGUUCUGAUGCUCAGUAUAUAAGUCGAAGACAAUUGCAGACAUGCGCAGUUGACCUACAAUGUUCCUCAAUGGGAUCCUUUAAACCGUUGGCCGAACGUGAGGUGCCUAUUAGAAACGUCGGGUUACGGAAAGCCAAGCAUAAGAUAAGAUGCUAUCUUUGGGGCGGCACCCAUUCAGGCGCCCUUGGAUGCGACCAUUUCGUGCGUCCCCUUAAGAAACACUUAAAACCACGGGAGGAUCGUUGUAAUCCAUAUCGACUGCGUUUUAGUGCAACCAAUAGAGUGUUCCGUAUUGCCUGUGGAAAUGGUUUCACUGUAUUCGGUGCAAAGCCAGAAGACACUGCCUGCAAAUACCGGGUAUUUGGAACUGGUAUAAAUAAAGACUCGCAAAUCGGCCUUCAACAGGCUCGAAGGGACGCACCGAUGGAGCUUCUCACGCAACCUGUUCCCAUCAUAUUACCCGAAUCAGGGAGUUUUGAUCAUUUAGAUGUAAAUACAAGGAAUACGGCCAUUGAAAAUGGUAGUAAAGCCCCUUUCUGGAGUCCGAUCCUUAGCCUUGGAGCCGGCCGAGCGCACACAGUGAUUGUAACUUCUGAUGCCGUGUACACGCUCGGUAACAAUAGUUUAGGCCAGUGUGGACGUCCCAUUAUUGAGAAUGAAAGCUAUUUUGGUCGAGAUCUUCUACACCGCGUUGAGGGUGAUGGACUUAACAACGUAGUUAAAACCGUUUGUGGACUUGACCACACAUUUUUCCUGACCGCUAGCGGAAAAGUAUUUGCCUGCGGUUGGGGUGCCGAUGGUCAGACCGGCCUAGGCCAUUAUAAAACUGUCGGUAUACCGCAAGAAGUGGGUGGGGAUAUAAGCGGAGAGCGCAUCGUUCUUCUGUCAAGUCGGGCCGACUGUGUACUGGCUUUAAACGAAAAAGGCGACUUGUUCGGUUGGGGUAAUAAUGAGUAUGGACAGCUACUGGGAGCCACUAAGGAGAUGCAGUUGCAUACGCCGAAACAUAUUAAGCUCAAUAAGAAGUUGAAGGGUGCGGCGGCCGGGGGAAGCGCUUGUGUAGUCCUUGACGAAAAUGGCCAGGUGUUUAGUUGGGGCUAUGGUGUCCUCGGACUUGGCCCAAAGGUUGAGCACUCCCGCAAUCCACGCCUCAUACCACCGCCGUUGUUCGGUGCGAACGAGCUGAACCCUGAUAGUGUGCCGGUACGACUCGAAGCUGGAAUGGCGAAUUUCGCUGCGGUCACUAACAGAGGACAUCUUUAUACGUGGGGCCGAAACAAUAAUGGUUCUCUAGGCCUGGGUCACACAAAGUCUCAGAUGUUUCCUCUUAUGGUCACUAUCGCGGCCCAAGUUCGGGACAUCUCAAUGGGAGUCGACCAUACGGCAGUGAUCACACAAUCAUUUUGCUGACAUUGGCAGUACUUAAAUAACAACAUGUUGCUGUUUGUAGAUAUACCUGCGUAGCAUAAAUAAAUGAAAGCAGGCCUUGUACUGUA
Varroa destructor (honeybee mite) is the source of this 1728-nucleotide messenger RNA. Its product is annotated as RCC1-like G exchanging factor-like protein. Lineage: Eukaryota; Metazoa; Arthropoda; Arachnida; Mesostigmata; Varroidae. The record is from RefSeq and is a predicted model, not a curated record. Gene Ontology annotation, cellular component: mitochondrial inner membrane. Gene Ontology annotation, molecular function: guanyl-nucleotide exchange factor activity; rRNA binding. Gene Ontology annotation, biological process: positive regulation of mitochondrial translation.